CUUUGUCGAAUUUGUUGAUAAAAAAGUGUAUGAUACAGUGUUGCAACAACCAUUCCAUGUAAUAGAUAAUUACAAUAUAAGAGUAAGAGAAUUCAAAUUUUGAUUAAAAGAAAUUGAAGGAAUUCAUUAUUACAUAUCUAUCGAUCAUGGCUGAAAAUAAUGAUUUCGAUAUAACUGAUCUAGAAAAAACAUUUGACAAAGCAACAAAGUAUGUACAAACCGUAGCAUCAGAACUAGAUUCUGAACAACUACUUAAUUUAUAUAGUCUAUACAAACAAGCUACCGUUGGACCUUGUAACAUUCCCAAACCGAAUUGGUAUCAAGUGCAAGCGAAGCAAAAAUGGGAAGCAUGGAAAAGUCUUGGUGAAAUGGAUCAGGAAACUGCAAUGAAUAAUUAUAUAUGUGCGUUAACCAAAAUAAAUCCUACUUGGGAAACAGAUGUGGCAACGGAAUCCCGUGCGUGGACCACAGUUAGUAGAUUGCCUAAUACAGAGAAAGAGUUACUUGAUACAGAUAAAACAUUUCUUGAUUGGGUAAAAGAAGGUCAUAAAGAGAAAGUACAAGAAAUUUUACUAAAAAAUUCUACAUUGACAAAUAUAUUGGAUGAAGAUGGUUUGUUACCGAUACACUGGGCAGCAGAUCGCGGACACGUUGCAAUCAUUGAAUACUUAAUUCAACACGGUGCAAAUGUUAACUCCAGAGAUAUUGAUGGUCAAACACCUUUACAUUAUGCAGCAUCAUGCGGACAUGUAGAUGUAAUCAGAUAUUUACUUUCCAUGGGGGCUGAAUCUAUGGAAGAUAACGAUGGUAUGAAACCAAAAGAUGUUGCAGAUGAAAAAGUGGUAGCUAUUCUUUAAUAAAAUGAUUAUGUGUAUAAGUAAAUUGUGCUGUAGUGAUGAUAAUAUUCUUUAACUACGUGAAUAAAUUUAACGUGUUAAUAAUA
This is a messenger RNA of Vespula vulgaris, 943 nucleotides long. Its product is annotated as acyl-CoA-binding domain-containing protein 6. The record is from RefSeq and is a predicted model, not a curated record. The transcript has a single exon. Gene Ontology annotation, molecular function: protein binding; fatty-acyl-CoA binding. Lineage: Eukaryota; Metazoa; Arthropoda; Insecta; Hymenoptera; Vespidae. Bases 147 to 857 code for a protein of 236 amino acids.